GGGCUGUCCUGAGCUGCGCGCGGGGUCCGCGCAAGUCCGCCUUCGGUCCGGUCCCUCGCUGUCGAGUAAGCUCCCGGCCUGGGCUCUCGAGUCUCGCCCCGCGUUCCCGGAGACUGGGACUGGGGACGAGUGGCCCCGGCCGCGGAGCGCGCAGUCUCCCGGCCGGCCGUCGCCGUGUAUCCAGAGACCGUUUGGGUUGAGUCCUUGCCGCCGGCGACCACUCUGUGCCUGCCGGAGUCGGAAGGUCGUGUGCUUUCUUCCCCAGCCGCCGCGGAGGACUCGGCUGCGGUCCCCGAGAGAAUCAGUUCAGUUGGACUCCACAAACUAACCCGUGGGUUUUCAGUGAAUACAGCAUGAUGUGGUUCAAAUCCUAUAGAAUAACUUUUGCCUGCUUGAGUAGAAUGAAAAUUUACAGGUACCCUUGGACGAGACUGUACGGUACUUCUCAAACCACUGUAGACAGCAGUGAGAUAAAAACAUUCGUGGCCCUGGCUCAUAGGUGGUGGGAUGAACAAGGAGUGUACGCACCUCUUCAUUCUAUGAAUGACCUGAGGGUGCCAUUCAUUAGAGACAAUCUUUUAAAAACAGUUGCUCAUCACCAGCCCGGAAAACCUUUGUCUGGGAUGAAGAUUCUUGAUGUUGGCUGUGGUGGUGGAUUGUUAACUGAACCUCUAGGGCGGCUUGGAGCUUCAGUUAUUGGAAUCGAUCCUGUGGAUGAGAACAUUAAAACAGCACAGCACCAUAAAUCAUUUGAUCCAGUCCUAGAAAAGAGGAUAGAGUACAGAGCGUGUUCCCUGGAAGAGAUUGUGGAAGAGACUGCUGAAACAUUUGAUGCUGUUGUAGCUUCUGAAGUUAUAGAACAUGUGAUUGAUCUAGAAACAUUUAUACAAUGCUGCUAUCAAGUGUUAAAAUUUGGUGGUUCUUUAUUCAUUACUACAAUCAACAAAACACAGCUGUCUUAUGCCUUGGGAAUUGUCUUUUCAGAGCAAAUUGCAGGUAUUGUACCAAAAGGUACUCAUACAUGGGAGAAGUUCGUUUCACCCGAAAAGCUAGAGAGCAUUCUGGAAUCAAACGGUCUGUCAGUUCACACUGUGGCAGGAAUGCUCUACAACCCCUUCUCAGGUUACUGGCACUGGAGUGAAAAUACAAGCCUGAACUAUGCAGCUCAUGCUGUGAAAUCCAUGAGACAGGAGCCCCCGGUGCCUGCUGGGUUUGUUUUCACGGGGAAAACAGAGGAGCUCCAUGAUAAAGACUCCAUCAAACCCGGUGUGCAGGAAGAGCUGAAGAAAUGAAUGGCUUCGAAGGACUGUGUAUAAUAUGGCUUGAAAGUCUUAUGUUUACAUAUGUGAAAAUACACACUUUGUCUUUUGUGAGUGGAUUGUGAAGAAAAGAAAGUCAACAAAGAGGGCUAAAACCUUGGAUAAAAGUUUUGAUUGUUUCCUCUAAUGGCCGCUUUCAAAGGAUGAUUCUGUAGUUAAAAACUUUUGGCAAGGUAUUGUGUAAUGUAGGCAUUUAAAUUCCUCAGCCUUUGUUUUAUAAAUAGGGUAUAUACACUUGACUUAACUUGACGGAUUAUAUACAUUCAUCCAGCGUGUGUGCACAUAGGUAUAUGUUGAAAUGGGUUUUCAUUUAGAGGAAUCUGCAUUAUCUAUGUUCUUUAUCGGGUUUUAGCUAAAGGCAGUUAUGCUUCUGACAUAUGAAAACCAAAUACAGUUUUAUUCCACUUAUAUAUGGGAGGAUAAAACACAUUUUUUCCUUUAAAUUUUAGUUUGUUGGAAAGCAAAUGGAUUGUUAAAUAUAUACUGCAUUUGGAUUCAGACAUUAAAAUCAAGAAGUCCGGAUAAUGUCUGGCAUACUUCUAUACAGUUCCAUAAAUGUUUUAUUGUGACUUUUUUUUUUUUUUAAGUAGAAAGGACUUUCUUAAACUCAAUUAAAAAUUCAGUUAUGGAAAUUUC
This is a messenger RNA of Mustela lutreola (European mink), 1955 nucleotides long. It is a transcript of the gene COQ3, whose product is annotated as coenzyme Q3, methyltransferase. NCBI's taxonomy places the organism in Eukaryota, Metazoa, Chordata, Mammalia, Carnivora, Mustelidae. Gene Ontology annotation, biological process: ubiquinone biosynthetic process. The transcript has 7 exons. Gene Ontology annotation, molecular function: 2-methoxy-6-polyprenyl-1,4-benzoquinol methyltransferase activity. The record is from RefSeq and is a predicted model, not a curated record. The coding region runs from base 354 to 1292 and encodes 312 amino acids.